Molecule: messenger RNA, 1461 nt
Organism: Linnemannia hyalina
Lineage: Eukaryota; Fungi; Mortierellomycota; Mortierellomycetes; Mortierellales; Mortierellaceae
Source: the annotation of a GenBank genome assembly
AUGACUUCAGCAAUGGACCCUCGCAACAUCCACGUCCAGGGAGAAUUUCGGGCUAGGAAGCUGCCUCUCGUCAUUUACCAUGGCACAAAGAUGUAUAUAUGCGACACGAUACUGGGAGGUGGUGCCUUUGGAGUGUGCUAUAAGGCAAUCGCGGAUUAUGACGAGUUCGUCAUGAAAGUAUCGUACUGCCCUCCCGAGAAACCUAACAGGAAGGUGGUGGCAACGAACGAAGCUCGAAUCCUGUCUAUGUUGCACCACCAGCAUAUCAUCCAGUUCCACGAUAGCUUCGAGAUGGGCGACCUGACGAUCCUCGUGCUUGACCUAUAUGAAGGAGGGGAUCUGUAUGGCAAAUUGGCAUGCAGAUGGACCAAGGAGAAAAUAUUGGGUCUUCCCGAAGAGGACGUUUCAAGGUGGAUGUGGCAAGUUCUCAAGGCCUGCAUCUAUCUCCAUGAUGAGCUUGGCGUGGUGCAUAGAGACUUGAAGCCAUCCAAUAUUCUCUUGGAUGCUCAAGGAAACGCCCGAGUAGCCGACUUUGGACUUAGUUUCUAUCCAUCGCAAGGUUUAUUGACCGACUGUGCCGGGACGCCAGGGUUUUGGGCCCCGGAGGUCUUGGACAAAGAAACGAAUUAUGGCUAUGAAGUCGACGUAUUCUCUUUCGGUGUGAUGGUCCGUCAGCUACUUUACGGGAUACGACCUGAGAGCAGGGUCCCACUGGAGGGGAAAGGCGUCGCAGCAACGAAGCUGAUCGAAGACUGCAUGAGAUCCCAGUACGACCGAGUAUCUUUCGCCGAGCUGCGAGAGUAUGAGUUCUUCGCUCGCUGGAGGAGGAUCACGAACGUCAAUGGCAAGCGACCCCAAAGGAACAGCGACGAACCCAGGAAGCGCUUGGUACAUUCGUCCUCGUUACCUCCGCAUAUGGUCUCAAGCCCGUCCUACCCUGCAGCCGCUUCCAUCGAGAAGAGUAGCGGUGGGCGCCACGUGCAAACUGUGGAGUAUUGCUGGACAUCAGGGGCCGACGAGGAUGAGCGCAAGACUGCCUUCUCUGACAGCAGCAGCUGGUCGGGAAUUGACUGCAAAGAUGAGAUGCUGAGUGAGCUCGAGACCCGCUUUGCGUUAGAUGGCGUGGACACUUCCUCUUUGCAACCGGUAUCCGCCUCUGUGUCCGUCUCCGUGUCCGCCUCCGUGUCCACAAGUGCCCACGCUGUCGCCUUAACCCCCUCAUGCUACAACACCGCCGAGGCUGCUUCAGAGCUGGUUGACCUCCCUCACAUCCCGACUGCCGAAGAUGCAACGCCAUUCUGGAUGGCAUUGAUCACGCCCAACCCCGAUCUAUUGUUCAUGCUCGCCGUCGCCCAGAUGGAUCCCCUGAACGAUAUUUUGAGUUGGGCUGUGGGUGAGGGCCAGCAGGAACUCACCGAUUUUGCGUUCCUGGACCAGCCCAACGGUACCCACGAGCAAUGA